CAGGCUGCCGACAAUUUAGCCACUCAAUUUUCGUCUGCGAGACACGCCCCUUUCACGAAAAGCUUCUUUAUCGAAAGAAAAUAUUUUUCUAAAUGCUUUCUUCCCAAAACCCUCAAACUGCCAAACCUUUUCAAUAAUUUUCUAUAACGAAAAUACUAUUAAAUAAAUGAGUAUAACAACACAAGUUGUAGAUGAAUUAAUUCGUAAUUGAUUCAAUUUUCGACUGCGAGAAACGCCCCUUCACGAAAUGCGAGCACGCCGACAACUACAUAUAUAAGCUUCUUCAACGAAAGAAAGUCAAUCAAAUUGCAAAAUGGUCAUGUUGCGGGAACUGACUCAAUGGAUUUGGGCCUCUGAUGUGGACAGCGGCAUAAUUGGAUCCAUAGAGCUAAAUGUCUGGCUUGCCCAGUUAAUGGGCCUGCCGCUUUUGGAUAUCAAGACCGAGUCGAAACCCCAGAGAAUUCGCAUACUCGCUACCAGUUGCAUUGUGCUGCCGUGCCUCUUAUGCUAUGUGUGCCUCGAAAUAUAUGACCUGGUGCUGAACUGGAACGACGUUGACGUGAUGACACAGAACGUGGUGGAGACGCUCACCCACUUGGGCUACUGGUUUAAGGUGCUCAAUACUUUUUACCACUACGGGGAGAUAAAGCGGAUCGUUUCAAAGUUUAGGUUCCUCACCAGGACUUGCGUCGUAUCCCGCCAGCAGAGGACGACCUUCCACCAAGUGGAGGUCCAGAACAAGCUGGCCUGCCUCACGUACUUCUGUCUGACAGUCUUCUCCUCGACAAUGUCCUUGGUCAUGUUGCUGAACGAACCGGAUGCGAUGGCGGGAAAGCGGUUCCCAUUUCGCGUCUAUAUGCCCAGUUGGCUGCCUGCUCCGGUACAGCAUCUAUACAUGGGUCUGUGCCUGAUUGUUGUCUGCUGCGGCCUCACCACCAUCGACAAUACGAAUGUGCUGCUCAUGAACCAAAUCUGCCUGCACCUCAAGGUCCUGAAUCUGUCCUUCGAAGCCCUGGAACUUGAUUUGGACAGGCGGCUGGAGGUGGAUCCGCACAGCUGGAUGCAAUCCAUUGUCAAGUAUCACUGCAGUCUGAUUGAUUUGCGUCAGCGGUUGGAGCGGGUAUACAUGCUGCCCGUCAUGUUUCAGUUCGUAUCAUCCCUACUCGUAGUGGCCAUGACGGUGUUCCAAAUGCUCUUAAGCGACGGAUCCAACAGCUCGGUGAUCAUGUACUUCCUGCUUGUGGGAUUGAUGUGCCAGUUAUUCCUCUACUGCUGGUUCGGCAACGAGGUUUUCGAGCAGAGCAAGACGCUUUCCAUCUCCGGAUUCGGCUGCGAUUGGCUCCAAUUCGACAUUCGGUUCAGGAGGUGCCUCCUCAUCUUCAUGGUGAACGCGCAACGGCCUCUCCUGUUCACAGCGGGCGGAUUCAUGGGUCUCACUCUGACUAGCUUCGCCAACAUCUUGGGCAAGUCCUACUCCAUUGUGGCGGUGCUGCGACAGAUGUAUGGCAGGGCCGAAUAAACUGAGGCUUUAAAUAAACAUAUUACUGGUCGAGGGUUCCCUUACUCGGGUUAGAACAUUCGUUUAGCCGCACUAUGAUAAUUGGCUGUCAUAAAAUGUGUUUUCAUACUGUAGUUGAUUGGUUUUGGCUUGUAACCUGGUAUUAUUUAACAACCUAUCAUUAUAUUUUUGGUCCCUAUUUUGUGAGUUACACUGUGAGACGAUAAUAUAUAUCUAGUGCUG
Messenger RNA from Drosophila rhopaloa, 1741 nucleotides. RefSeq names its product odorant receptor 94b-like. The coding region runs from base 314 to 1519 and encodes 401 amino acids. Gene Ontology annotation, biological process: detection of chemical stimulus involved in sensory perception of smell; sensory perception of smell. Lineage: Eukaryota; Metazoa; Arthropoda; Insecta; Diptera; Drosophilidae. Gene Ontology annotation, cellular component: plasma membrane. The record is from RefSeq and is a predicted model, not a curated record. The transcript has 5 exons. Gene Ontology annotation, molecular function: olfactory receptor activity; odorant binding.